Zasmidium cellare ATCC 36951 is the source of this 1644-nucleotide messenger RNA. RefSeq lists its product as uncharacterized. Gene Ontology annotation, cellular component: nucleus; cytosol. Gene Ontology annotation, biological process: glycosaminoglycan biosynthetic process. The transcript is spliced from 2 exons. The coding region runs from base 1 to 1644 and encodes 547 amino acids. NCBI's taxonomy places the organism in Eukaryota, Fungi, Ascomycota, Dothideomycetes, Mycosphaerellales, Mycosphaerellaceae. Gene Ontology annotation, molecular function: UDP-glucose 6-dehydrogenase activity; NAD binding. The record is from RefSeq and is a predicted model, not a curated record.
AUGGGCAGCAUCUCUCCCCGGCCGGUCAAGAAGAUCUGCUGCAUCGGCGCAGGAUAUGUCGGUGGACCAACCAGCGCGGUCAUUGCGCAACACAAUCCAGACGUCGCAGUGACUGUGGUUGAUCUAAGUGAGGCGCGGAUUGCCGCGUGGAAGUCAACGGCGCUGCCCAUUUAUGAGCCUGGACUGUACGAGGUUGUUGAGCUUGCCAGAGAUGGCACCGACGGCAGAACCCCGAACUUUCACUUUUCCACGGAUAUAUCUAGGACGAUCGACGAGGCCGACCUGAUUUUGAUCGCUGUCAACACACCCACCAAGACUGUAGGAUUGGGCGCUGGUGGCGCAUCGGAUCUGGCUUAUGUUGAGUCUGCUGCGAGACACAUUGCUGAGGUCGCCACCAGCGACAAGAUCAUCGUCGAAAAGUCGACUGUCCCCUGUGGAACUGCUGAUAGCAUUCGGGAAAUCUUGGAUGCCCAUGCCUCACCAGAUGUACACUUCGACAUUCUCUCCAACCCUGAAUUCUUGGCCGAGGGCACCGCCAUCAACGACUUACAGAAACCGGACCGCAUUCUGAUUGGAUCACUGGCGGAUGACAGAGGACGACAUGCCGCAGGUGCCCUUGCGCAGGUGUACGGCUCGUGGGUGCCGCAAGAACGAAUCAUCACCAUCAACCUGUGGUCGUCAGAGCUUGCCAAGCUCGCUGCAAACUGCAUGCUGGCACAGAGGAUCUCGAGCAUCAACUCGCUUAGUGCCAUAUGUGAGGCGACCGGGGCAAACAUUGAGGAGUUGGCGUUCGCAGUCGGUCUCGACACUAGGAUUGGCCCCAAGAUGUUGAAGUCUUCGGCUGGAUUCGGUGGUUCAUGCUUCAAGAAGGAUGUUCUGUCCCUGGCCUAUAUCGCGGAAACCUUACAUCUACCAGAAGUCUCGGCAUACUGGAAGUCUGUGGUCGACAUCAACGAAUACCAGAAGGAACGUUUUGCCAAGCGCAUCACCAAGCGUCUGUACAACACCUUGCGAUUGAAGAAGAUCGCAAUCCUUGGAUUUGCCUACAAGAAGAACACGGGCGACACUCGAGAGAGUGCGGCCAUCACUAUUGUGGGACAAUUAAUCGCCGAAGGUGCUCGAAUCGCAAUCUAUGACCCUCAAGUAUCCGAGCAGCAAAUCCGACAAGAUCUCACGUACGAACACCCAGCAGAGGUUGUGAAGAAGCAGGUUGAAGUGUUCGGAGAUGCCAUCUCGGCCUGCGCAGAUGCGAGCGCAGUGGUCAUUCUCACCGAAUGGGACGAGUUCAAGACCGACCAAACUCCUGACAUCAAUUCCAUGGACAGCGCUGUGCGAAAGCAGCUCGUCGAGAGGACUCGUCGGUCGCACUCAGCUUCAAGCUCAGAAGGCGACGCAGACUUCCGUGACAGCGGCUUCGUCACUCCCGCACCCUCAUCAUCCGACAGCAACCCCAUCUCAGCAGUUGUGAGCGAAGAAUCACGUCCAGCCGACAAGCGCGUGGACUGGGUACGGAUCGCCAGCUCGAUGAAGCGACCGAGACUUGUAUUCGACGGCAGGAAUGUAGUCGAUGCACCCAAGCUGGCUUCGUUGGGGUUCACAGUGGAAGACAUUGGAAAGCCGGGCAGCCGACCUCGUAGGUGGUAA